Centropristis striata (black sea bass) is the source of this 3759-nucleotide messenger RNA. RefSeq names its product NACHT, LRR and PYD domains-containing protein 3-like. The record is from RefSeq and is a predicted model, not a curated record. Gene Ontology annotation, molecular function: protein binding. NCBI's taxonomy places the organism in Eukaryota, Metazoa, Chordata, Actinopteri, Perciformes, Serranidae. The coding region runs from base 278 to 3421 and encodes 1047 amino acids. The transcript has 9 exons.
UUUUAGAGAUCUUUUCUUUUUUUUUUUAGGACUGUCAUCACCAUAGCAACCGUCUGCUGGGCCUUUAUAUAAAAACAGACAGUACAUUCUACAAUGGGAUGGAAACCAAAGAGGUUUUGGUCUCUUCUCUGAACGCCACCUUCAACAGCCUCAACACUGACAAGACAGGCAGAAGAAUAAGGUGGAAGAUAAGAACAGGUGGUGAAGACACAGAGAGGAGGACCUACAGAUCUACAGUUGAAAGAUGAGACUUGGACUUUGAAGUUGUGAGGGUGUGAUGGCGUCCUCAGCUCAGACGCUCACAGACACCAGGACUGAUGAGGAAGAAACGAGCAGCUCCUCCUCUCCCACAGUUUCCUCCACACAUGAAGGUGGAAAGUGUCAGGGAGAAAAAAUGGUGACACCUCAAGAGGUCCUCUUCAGAACUUUAGAAGAUUUGGGAGCUGAGGACUUCGAAAAAUUCAAGUGGUUCCUGCAACAGCAGGGGGUGCUAGAAGGCCUACCAGCAAUCCCAAAGAGUCGACUGGAGGAUGCAAACCGCAUGAAAACCAUAGAUCAGAUGUUUCAGACUUACAGUAUAAACACGAUGCAAGUGACCAGAACAGUUUUAGUGAAGAUAAAUCAGAAUGAACUUGUGAAGAAAUUAUCAAACACCUCCUUCGAACCUGAAGAGAUUCUUGCUGAGUGCCAGAGAAAACUCAAAUCCAAAUUACAAGAGAAGUUCCAGUCUGUGUUUGAGGGGAUCACUAAAGCAGGAAACCAGAUCCUUCUGAAUCAGAUCUACACAGAGAUCUACAUCUUAAAGGGAGAAACUGCAGAGGUCAACAUGGAGCAUGAGGUCAGACAGAUUGAAACAGCAUCCAGGAAACCAGACAGACCAGAAACAACAAUCAGACAAGAAGACAUCUUUAAAGCCUCACCUGGAAGAGAUAAACCAAUAAGAAGAGUGCUGACACAGGGAGUGGCUGGCAUUGGGAAAACAGUCUUAACACAGAAGUUCACUCUGGACUGGGCUGAAGACAAAACCAACCAGGACAUCCACUUCACAUUUCCAUUCACUUUCAGAGAGCUGAACGUGCUGAAAGAGAAAAAGUUCAGCUUGGUGGAACUUGUUCAUCACUUCUUUUCUGAAACCAAAGAAGCAGGAAUCUGCAGGUUUGAAGAGUUCCACGUUGUGUUGCUCUUUGACGGUCUGGAUGAGUGUCGACUUCCUCUGGACUUCCACAACACUGAGGUCCUGACUGAUGUCACAGAGUCCACCUCAGUGGAUGUGCUGCUGACAAACCUCAUCAGGGGGAAACUGCUUCCCUCUGCUCGCCUCUGGAUAACCACACGACCUGCAGCAGCCAAUCAGAUCCCUGUUGACUGUCUUGACAUGGUGACAGAGGUCAGAGGGUUCACUGACCCUCAGAAGGAGGACUACUUCAGGAAGAGAUUCAGAGACGAGGAGCAGGCCGGCAGGAUCAUCUCCCACAUCAAGACAUCACGAAGCCUCCACAUCAUGUGCCACAUCCCAGUCUUCUGCUGGAUCUCUGCUGGAGUUCUGGAGGAGCUGAUGGAAACCAGAGAGCGAGGAGAGCUGCCCAAGACCCUGACUGAGAUGUACAUCCACUUCCUGGUGGUUCAGUCCAAACGGACAAACGUCAAAUAUCAUGGGAAAUCUGAGAGAGAUCCACACUGGAGUCCAAAGAGCAUGAAGAUGAUUGAAUCUCUGGGAAAACUGGCUUUUGAUCAGCUGCAGAAAGGAAACCUGAUCUUCUAUGACUCAGACCUGACAGAGUGUGGCAUCGAUGUCAGAGAAGCCUCAGUGUACUCAGGAGUGUUCACACAGGUCUUUAAAGAGGAGAGAGGACUGUACGAGGACAGGGUGUUCUGCUUCGUCCAUCUGAGUGUUCAGGAGUUUCUGGCUGCUCUUCAUGUCCACCUGACCUUCAUCGAGUCUGGAGUCAAUCUGAUGGCAGAAGCAAGGUGGUGGUCCAGAGUCUUCGGAGACAAACCUAAACCAAAACAUCUCUACCAGAGUGCUGUGGACAAGGCCGUACAGAGUCCAAAUGGACACCUGGACUUGUUCCUCCGCUUCCUCCUGGGUCUUUCUCUGGAGACCAAUCAGAACCUCCUACGAGGUCUGCUGACACAGGAACAGGAAAUAGGAAAUAACUCACAGACCAAUCAAGAAACAGUCCAGUACAUCAAGAAGAAGCUCAGUGAGGAUAUGUCUGCAGAGAGAAGCAUCAACCUGUUCCACUGUCUGAAUGAACUGAAUGAUCGUUCUCUAGAGGAGGAGAUCCAACAGUCCCUGAGAUCAGGAAGUCUCUCUCCGGAUAAACUGUCUCCUGCUCAGUGGUCAGCUCUGGUCUUCAUCUUACUGUCAUCAGAAACAGAUCUGGACGUGUUUGACCUGAAGAAAUACUCUGCUUCAGAGGAGGCUCUUCUGAGGCUGCUGCCAGUGGUCAAAGCCUCCAACAAAGCUCUGUUAACUGGCUGUAAGCUCUCCGAGAGAAGCUGUGAAGCUCUGUCCUCAGUCCUCAGCUCCCAGUCCUCUAGUCUGAGAGACCUGGACCUGAGUAACAACGACCUGCAGGAUUCAGGAGUGAAGCUUCUGUCUGAUGGACUGAAGAGUCCACUUUGUGAACUGAAAACCCUCAGUCUGUCAGGCUGUCUGAUCUCAGAGGAAGGCUGUUCUUCUCUGGCCUCAGCUCUGAGGUCCAACCCCUCCCAUCUGAGAGAGCUGGACCUGAGCUACAAUCAUCCAGGAGACUCAGGAGUGAAGCUGCUAGAGGAUCCACGCUGCAGACUGGACACUCUUAGGGUGGACCAUGGUGGAGAGCAGUGGUUAAAACCUGGUCUGAGGAAGUAUUUCUGUCAACUCACACUGGACACAAACACAGUAUACAGAGAGCUCAAACUGUCUGAGAACAACAGGAAGGUGACAUUUGUUGGAGACAAAAAGUCAUAUCCUGAUCAUCCAGAGAGAUUUGACUCCUGUCCUCAGCUGCUGUGUAGAGAUGGUCUGACUGGUCGCUGUUACUGGGAGGUCGAGUGGAGAGGAGAAGUUAAUGUAGCAGUGAGUUACAGAGGAAUCAGCAGGAAAGGAGGCAGUGAUGACUGUUGGUUUGGAUUCAAUGAUCAGUCCUGGAGUCUGAGGUGCUCUGAUGGUAGUUACUCUGUCUGGCACAAUAACAGAGAAACAUUCCUCUCCUCCUCCUCCUCCUCCUCCUCCUCCUCCUCCUCCUUGUUCUCCUCCUCCUCCUCUGGUAGAGUAGGAGUGUAUGUGGACUGUCCUGCUGGCUCUCUGUCCUUCUACAGAGUCUCCUCUGACUCACUGAUCCACCUCCACACCUUCAACACCACAUUCACUGAACCUCUUUAUCCUGGGUUUAGGUUGUCCUAUUAUUCCUCAGUGUCUCUGUGUGAUCUGUAGGACGGAGACGACUUCCUGUCCUGUGGUCUGAAUGUUGGAUGAAGCUUCACUUUGUUUAUCAUUUAAUUCUCUGAUUGUUUCUUUAAUGUCUCAAAUGUUUUCUUCUUAUAAACGGUGAAAUGAUCUCAGGGCUGAACUCUGAUUUUCUCUUGAAUCCAGUUUUUUUUGGAGCAGCGUCUUGUAGCUGCUAAUGUCUCUCGUGAUUGAUCUCAAUAAAGGUUUAAAGACUCACGAGAACAGCAGCUUCUAACAAAUGUAAAUCUGAUUCUGUUUUAAAGAGGAAUAAAGACAUUACCUUCACAAUCCAGAGUCAUUUUCUUAAAAAUAAAAAAUAAGAA